AUGGCUCCGGCUCCGGAAGCCUAUUUCGCGUCCCUGGACAAAUGUUUCUCUGGGGACGCACAGCUUCUGUCUUGGAAACGAGUUUUCCUCGCCCUCGCUUCAUCAGAUGAGAACAGCGAUGUUGACUACAUAACGUCUUUCCUAUCACAGCCGGAAAGCCUUCGUUUGCUCUCAAAUUGCUUCAUACCGUUCGAACCACGUUCCGCGAAAUCCAAAUCCGAAUUUGAGUCCAAAACAGCCGCGAUUCACGUGGAUACGUCGUCCCAGGCAGCUUACCGGAUUGACGAGAUUAAAUCAGAUGCUCUGUGGUUGAGUCAAAAAGCAGGUAUCGACGAAGUAGCGGCGCUCCGAAUUACAGUCCAAGAAUGGCAAAAUAGACCAAACUCUCGGCUGCUGGGGAGAUUCUCUGAAGAAGAAGCGACAAGCCUGCAAGAUGCGGCAAGUGUGGAUAGCUUUCGUGUGUCUCUAGCUGGUCCUCAAUUGAAGGAGGUCUUGAAGAAGGUUCAUGGAGGCUCGGAUACGGACUUCUCCUCGGAGAAGUCGAGGCGCAUAAGGUUACAAAACAUUUAUCUAUCGGAAAAGAGUCACAUUGUGAAAACUUCGAGGAAAUUACUUUGCGCCUUCUUACAUGGGAAGGUCCCAGCUGAUGCUAGUCAUCUCCCCCUUACACAUGACGCCCGGCAGUUUGUAAGGACGGAUAGCCUCUCCCGCUUAGGAGAGCAGAUUUUCAAAGAUAGGUCAGGGGACGCUGAGAGCACCCGCUUUCUGCUUGAUGCUAUCAAAGCCAUCGAGAAACGUUUGAGUGAUUUCCAGACCGAGGGUGGAUGGCUGUCGUCUUCCGAGAGCAAUAUCGAUACAGAGAAUGCUUGGCGAACAUCGCUUAUUGAUGAGGUCGUGCACAUAAUGCAAAUAAUCUAUCUGCAUAUUCAAGCUUGUGACGUGGUGACUAGCGGAGAGGUCGUUUUAGCUUGGCUGCGGCUCAUGGCCGAAUACAGCUUCAUGGAACCUAUUAUUCCGCCAUGUGAGGAUCCAAUGGUACUCAGGCUGUCCCUCCAGGUCCUCGCUUCCGUUACCACACUUGGCCUCUUGAAGCUCCCUGAGUCUUUGGCAUUAGUACUGAUGAAUGGCAGUUUGUCUCAAGAUGAAGCUUUGUCCAAGUCUAAGCCUUAUUUUCUGUCACGUACACAUAUUACUGAAAUCAACGAGGUUUUGCUAAAUGCUGUUGAUAUGGGAGUGCUGAGUGCUAGUCCUGCAGCUUUUGCCUGGGGAACUAUACUCUAUGCAAUGCGAGAAAUUGCACAAGCCGCAAAAGAGACUCGAGAGAUGGAACAAUUCCACAGCGCAGUCGACUCAUUCCAGUCUAAUCAACCUUCUAUACCGGUGGCUCGCUCAUUGGAACAGACAUUUUACGAGGAUCUACUGGAUAUUGCACGAGUUCCCGCUUUCGGCGACGAUUACGUCGGUGUGCUGACAGUUGGGGCUAUAGAAAAAGGCCAGGUAUUUGAAGUGAUCAGCAAUAUCGCCUCUAGCGUUGGCUCCGUUCACGCCAUUGAUGAUUUAGUGACAAAUCUAUGGAUUCGCGAUUCUUUGAUGGGAAUUAUUCGGGUGAGUUCACAUGUCACUGACUAUUCUCCGGAGCUGGUUACGGCAACGCUUUCGAUUUUGAACGCAUCGACAAAUGCACCACAGGCGAACAAGGGAAACUACAUCAGUCAGCCAAGUGACCCUCGAUUUGUUUUUCUGCACGACGAUGAUCUCAUGAGUCGAAUAUUCCACAUUGCUCGAUCUCGUUUUCCGUACGAGUCCAUACCAUUUCUGCAAUUAUGUCGAGCCUUGACCGGCAAGGAUCAAAUGAAUACAAGCGGUCCUGAUCGGAUCUUGAAUGAGCUCGAUGCCAUGGAAACCUUUACCCAAAUGGUGUCUCCUGACUUCCAAGGUUACCAGACCAUCCGUGAAGAUGAGAACGCCAACUUCGUUUCCCUCGUCCAGCCGAUUCCCAUGAUUGCCUCAACGACGGCAAUAUUUAACGAUCCCACUGGCACAGAAACCGCUCUCGUUGCAAGCUCUUUGCAGCUUCAACCAGCAACAACCGGCCAAGUCGUUUCGGAGUCGAAACCCGCCGUUAUCAUGUGGUACCAUAAUUACUCUGGCAUAACUCUUCUCGGUAGCUGGCUGGAAGAAUGGGCUAACCACGGGGGCCAUAUGCCUGACGCUGACGAUGGACCCAUUGUCGAAAUAAUUGGGUUACUCAUUGAUCUCAUAGCCGCCUGUCAGCUCACCGAUCAUGAGCUUGGGCCGAAGAGGAUACUUGAGAUAGCCAGUGAAGGCCUGAACGAACGCUGUGACAUUAUAUCUGUCAUCCUUCAUAUUCUGGAACGGAGUCUGGAAGGUGCUGGUGCUCAGACUAAGGCCCCCGAAUCGCUUGACAUUACGGUCGCCUGUAUGCGAUUUGUUAGAGUUGUUCUUGCUAUCAUUCCUAGUCGCAUAUGGCCAUUCUUAUCUCGAAGCAGCCUGUUAGGCCCUGGUGGUAAAGGAAGCCGCUUCUCAGCAAUUGUAUCGGCGACCGAGGUGACAUCAGGCAAUUAUCCAUUCCUUCUCAGUUGCGUGGAUUUGUUCGAAGCUGUCGUGGAAGAUAGUAUAUCUAACGCCGCGAUACGAAAGAUAACAACACGCACAGCGUCCAAGUCAGCAGAUCCCUUGGAUCGGAAUGCUGGCGUCCCUUCUCAUGUCAUUAGCAAGGUCUUAUCGAACUUUGCUCGUUCAAUGAUUGAGGUCUACAACAGUUCUGGUAACUGGCGCUUUAACCAACCAGAGCAUAGACUUCAGGUGGAAGCUACUCUAGCCAAGAACUUUGAGAGGAUCAUCUACUAUACAUACGGUAUUGAUGAAACGGACAGCCAACAGUCCAAAAUUACGGCGAUCUUCCAAGAAACAGCCGAUUACAUCCUGGAUGUGCUACGACCCCAAUCGAAAGAAGAAUUGCCACUUAAUCCUGUUCUGCGGAUUAUCCUAGAUGGGCUACGGAUUCCUUCUAGCUCAGUCUAUCUUCACCAUUUACAACGUUUUGAACGACAGCUGAUCGCUACACUUGACUUGGCUACAAGGUUGGUACAGGCAGCGCAACUGAGCGGAUCUGCCGUAUCUCUCCUCGAAGACCAACUCUUCAAAGCGUCUCCUAUCCUGGUCAAACUCUACAACUCUCACGAUCGCCUUCGCCUUCCUGUUGUGACCCUAUUGGAGCUUUUAAUCACAAAAGCAGCUCUGGAUGCUGAAAACGAGCCUGCAUCUUUCCUUGGUCAUUUGGGCUCCGAAUCAACAUGUCUUUUCUUGGAUGUACUCGCCCAGUUUGAUAAACCCCUCCGCGACAUGACAUUGCAAGUGUCAAUAUGGCGGCUGCUAUCUGCAUUUGUCAGUAAACGUCAACAAUGGGUCGCCGUCUAUCUGCUUACAGGAAGCUCGCCGCGCGACUCGUUGAAGCUCAAAAAUAGCGGCGAGAAGACACCGAGGAUGCGAAAUACACCGUUCCUCAAGACAGCCCUUGAUUCUUUGGCAAAUAUUGAUCUUCUCGAUCCCAUGGUUUCUUUAUCACUACUUGAAUUCGUCUCUUGCUCGCAGGAACAUUGGCCUUGGGCGACACCUCAGUUGGGCAACCAUUCAAGUUUCUUUAGCUCCAUUGUCAACUAUGUUUCUCACUUGAAGAUCGAGAGUGAGCCAGUCAUGUCUCAAAUUAACAUGAUCCAAAUUGCCGCCAUCACAGCAAAUCUGUGUGCUAUCUACUUGCACUCGGCAAAGCAGGCUCAAGAUAGAACGUUUGUUACAAUGCUCGUCCCAUUAGUCUUUUGGUAUGCCCAGAACGCCGUCGAUGUGGCUGGAUACAACGCGUCGCUCCACGCCAAUCUAAAGAGGAACUUUGAGAUGAAAUAUGCAGGUUGCCAACUUCAGCAAUUGAAACGCACGAAACUUGAGAUCAGACCGUUGGGUAAAAGCUAUUAUUAUGACUUAUAUCUGGCGGAUAAGCUGCUUUCAUUCGAUUUUUCUUGGAAGGGGAAAAAGGAUCAGGGCUUCGCAAGCGAGUUUGAACGGGCAAACCUCAAUUUAUCGCUAGUAGAGGCACAAGUGACACUGUUCAACAGCUGGAAGUUUUUCGCCAUUGAGCAUGCGACAGAAUUCAGCCCAGAUAGAGAGAUUCAAAAGUCAAUGGCGUUGAUUGUGCAGAACUGCCUGCUUGCAAAUACCCGCCCGACCCCCGAGGAACCUAUAUUUUCCAAGCUACAGAAGUCAAGGGUAGAUUUUGCUCUGUCAAUGCUCCAGAAAUUGGUCGAAUUCGAUGCCAAGGGUUCAGAGGUGAUGGGGCUGCUGGCAGCUGUAUGGGAAGCAAUGCGUGCAUGUGGCACUACGUACGAGAAUGCCUUGAUCCAUGAUCAUACAGACUACUACCGUGGGCUACUGAACGUUCUUUUCCUUGCGCUCCAAUUUCAUGUUGGAAAGUCAUCGUCUGGUGCUCCAGGAAAUGACAACACGAAGACGAAACCUAACCUUUCACCUAAUCUGUCCAUUGUGCUGGAGGUGAUCAAAGUUGUGAUAGCACAAGGUUUCCGCUCGCUUACGACGUACUUGCAUGACGAACCACAGCGCUGUUCACCAAAAGAUUUUGCCAUUAUCACGGCGAUCUUACAAACGGCUCUACGAGUCAAGGACGCAGAACGACUGUACGAGCACAUUGUAUUCCACAUUGAGGAUAACGAUACGGCCAGAUACGCAACCACACUUUUCUCGUGGGCGGACCAAUUGACAGUUGAAGGCGACCCGGUGUACGGAGAACUGAGCAUCAUAUUCCUGGUAGAACUGUCGGCCAUUCCCAUGUUAGCAGAAUACUUGGCUGUAGAGGCAGUGCUCAUGAAGCUUUCCACGAGCCGACUGACCCGCAUUCUCUCACAAACUAAAGCAUUUGGUCCUUUUGACCCAGUGCCUCGCCUCUACGCCAUAUGGAGAGAAGGAUUUCUACCUCUUUGCCUCAACCUACUUUUCAACGUCAGUCGCGCUGCACCAGAAGUAGCAGCAUUCCUCAAUCAGUUUGAAGGACGAUUGACCCGUGCGGCUGAAUCAUUUGCAAGUACCCAUGCAAGCACAAUAUCUCAAAAUGAGAAACGAAUCAGUCUCUCCAUGGCAUCCGAGGCAAAUUCUCUGUCACUCAUUUCGUUUAUUCUCGAGCGCUAUCGAGCAGCCGGACCCAGUGCGGGCGUCGAUAGCCAAGCAAUCCAGGAAUUGAAAUGGGAUAAGUCGCAACUGAAAGAGGAUAUUGAGGAAUUGCUCAGUCGCCGAGCGAGUCUACGCGCAAGAAUGGUGGCUACAACUGAAAAGGAGGCGGAGUGGGUUCGUCAAAGGCCUAUUCAUGCAGCGUCGGGUGCUGAGAAUCGUUUGGAAGAAAAGAUUGUGGAUGAGUUACGAGCUGCAUUGACGUGCUUGUCUGGAAAUGAGGAAACUUAG
This is a messenger RNA of Talaromyces stipitatus ATCC 10500, 5487 nucleotides long. RefSeq names its product nucleoporin (Nup184), putative. NCBI's taxonomy places the organism in Eukaryota, Fungi, Ascomycota, Eurotiomycetes, Eurotiales, Trichocomaceae. The coding region runs from base 1 to 5487 and encodes 1828 amino acids. The transcript is spliced from 4 exons. The record is from RefSeq and is a predicted model, not a curated record. Gene Ontology annotation, molecular function: structural constituent of nuclear pore. Gene Ontology annotation, biological process: RNA export from nucleus; protein import into nucleus. Gene Ontology annotation, cellular component: nuclear pore inner ring.